GCCAGUCUCGCUCAUGUGACCACCACAGCUCCCUGUCCUGCUCCAUCCUAGGCCUGGAUAGGCACUUCCAGGGGUUCCUUCUGCGAGUGGCAACAGCACACUGCCAGGCGUGGAGAGGUUAAUCAGUGACAGGAAGCUGCCUCUUUGGGAGCAGUAACUGGCUGUGGUACGGACAGAUUCUGCAAGGCCAGCCCUAGGAGUGUCCAGCUCCCUGCCUGCUGCUCACCCGCCUGCUGGUGACAUGGGACACCUUGGGGCCCUCCUCUUCCUGCUGGGGGCCCUGGGGGCUCUCGCCGAUGUCUGCAACAUACCCCAGGUGGACAGCAAGCUGUUGCAGAAUCUGGGUCAGCGCCUCUUGCCCUGGAUGGACCAGCUCUCUCCAGAGCACCUGAACCCCAGUAUCUACGUGGGCCUACGCCUCUCCAGCCUGGAGGCCAGCACCGUGGAGGCCUUCUACCUGCACAGCCUCAAGCUCAAUUACCAGCAGAGCCUCCUGGGCGAUGACAACAGUGAUCUCCAGGCCAAGCCCUCCAUGGGCCAGCUGGCUCUCUACAUGCUCGCUGUCAGGGCCAACUGCGAGUUUGUUGGAGGCCACAAGGGGGACAGGCUGGUUUCACAUCUGAAACGGUUCCUGGAGGAUGAGAAGAAAGCCAUCGGGCACACUCACAAAGGCCAGCCCCACACCAGCUAUUACCAGUACGGCCUGAGCAUUCUGGCCCUCUGUGUCCACCAGAAGCGGGUCCAUGACAGCGUGGUUGGCAAGCUCCUGUAUGCUGUGGAACACAUCCACCAUCUUCAACAGGACCACCUUUCUGUGGACACAAUGGCCAUGGCAGGCUUGGCCUUCAUCUGUCUGGAGCGCUCCAACCUCAACCCCAACCUGAGAAGCCGCAUCACCCCGGCCAUCAGGACAUUGCAAGAGGAUAUCUUGAAGGCCCAGACCCCAGAGGGCCACUUUGGGAAUGUCUAUAGCACCCCUCUCGCACUGCAGCUGCUGGUGACCUCCCCUAUUUCUGGGGUGAAGCUGCGAAGAGCAUGCCUCAACGCGAGGGCUGCUCUGUUGGCCAGCCUGCAGGAUGGGGCCUUCCAGAAUGCUCUCAUGAUUUCCCAGCUACUGCCUGCCCUGAACCACAAGAGCUAUGUGGAUCUUAUCUCCCCAGACUGCCUGGCACCAAGAGUUAUGUUGGAACCAGCAACAGUGACCUCCUCACAGACGCCAGUCCCAGAGGUCAUCCAUGUCAUGCUGACGGUCCCCAGUGUCUGGCCAAGAUACACACACUCCAUCUCUGUCCCUGCUGGGUCCUCCUUGGAAGAUGUCCUGAAGAAGGCCCAGGAGCUUGGAGGAUUCAUGUAUGGAACACAGGCCUCCUUGUCAGGCCCUUACCUGACCUCCGUGAUGGGGAAAGAAGUGGGAGAGCGCGAGUUCUGGCAACUUCUCCGAGCCCCCGACACCCCGCUGCAGCAAGGGAUUGCUGACUACAGACCCAAGGAUGGAGAAAUCAUCGAGCUGAGGCUGGUUACCUGGUAGCCCCCAGCUUACCUACCUCAGCCUCCUUGAACAACCUCUGCACUUCUGUCCUCUGUCCAGAUGUCACUGAAACAGGCACAAGCCUGACCCUGCCACCACCUCACGUGCACUUAGAACAACGUCCUUGGACCGCCCAACCACCACCCCUGCAAGGCUCCUAAGCCACUGCCCACCUGGGAGAAGGGAGCCAAGCAGCUUCCCCAGCAUGUCUGUCUGCCUGGGUCUGGCCCAGCCUGGCCCUAAGACAGCCCGUGAAGGACACCCAUAGUCUGGAGGGCAUGAAGCAUCUCAGACUCCUUAGCAUAAGAAGUCUGCUGGCCACUGGCAUUGAGUACCACCUGUUCUGAGAUUAGGGUCCUACAAGGAGACCUGUAUGGCCCAGGGGCCGCAGCCCCAAGCCUGCCUCUCCAGUCCAUUGUCAGGGCAGCGGCCGCAGAGCUAGAGCUAUGGCCUAGCGGCCAGCAAGGGCCCUGCGGGGCUGCUCCAAGCCUACCUUCAAAAUGAUUAAAGUG
Pteronotus mesoamericanus is the source of this 2040-nucleotide messenger RNA. It is a transcript of the gene TCN2, whose product is annotated as transcobalamin 2. Gene Ontology annotation, molecular function: cobalamin binding. Bases 242 to 1528 code for a protein of 428 amino acids. The transcript has 10 exons. The record is from RefSeq and is a predicted model, not a curated record. Lineage: Eukaryota; Metazoa; Chordata; Mammalia; Chiroptera; Mormoopidae. Gene Ontology annotation, biological process: cobalamin transport.